UUCAUCAGCUGCUGUGAAAGACAUGUUACAUUUUUAACCACUGAGAAAUCUGAAACCUGUCAUAGAGAUGCCAAACCCAAAUGCACCCCAUAAUACAUGCUAUUUCCCCUUUACAAUGACCAUGUCAAAUACAUACCCGGGAUAACACUCACUCACUUUAACUUCCAAUGAUUACCAACAGAGACAUUCUAAAACGUAAACCCCUUUCAAAAGCUCAAAACACUUCUUUAUGUACUUUAGUGGUUUUACAAUCCAACUACCUGAAAGUUGUGAAGAGCAAUGUCUGUGAGGAGGAGAUCAGUUUCUUGCAGCCAUUUGACACCCAUGAAAGGGGUCAGGUGACCAAGCGGUUGGAUACAGUCACAGGUUGAGAUCCCGGCUGCCUCCAGUGAGGAAGCACGGGAGGCAAGAUGACGUUCAUCGCCAAGACCUUCUACGACCUGAGAGCCACCACGCUGGAGGGGGACUCGGUGGAUUUCAAUGUGUUUCGGGGACGGGUGGUCCUGAUCGAGAAUGUGGCCUCUCUCUGAGGCACCACCACCCGGGACUACAGCGAGCUCAACCAGCUUCAGAGCAAGUACCCCCACCGGUUCGUGGUCCUGGGUUUCCCCUGUAACCAGUUUGGGUAUCAGGAGAACUGCAGCAAUGGUGAGAUUCUGAAUUCCCUGCAGCAUGUUCGUCCGGGCGGCGGCUUUCAACCCAGCUUCACCAUCUUUGAGAAGUGUGACGUCAACGGGACACGCACACAUCCAGUCUUUGCCUAUCUCAAAGAUAAGCUCCCAUUUCCUGAUGAUGACUCCACCUCCUUCAUGCAGGACCCCAAGUUUCUGGUUUGGAGUCCCAUCAGCAGGACGGACGUCUCCUGGAACUUUGAGAAGUUUCUCAUCGGGCCGGAGGGAGAGCCCUUUAAAAGAUACAGCAAGAAGUUCCCCACCAUUGAUAUUGAGCCUGACAUUCAGAGACUGUUAAGAUUAACUAAAUCCUAAGAACAGCCUCCACCUCUUAAUAACUUUUCAUCAAUCGCAGUCAAAGCUGAUAUGCUGUCCUUCCCACUUUUAAGCCUUAUUGAAUGACGUUGAUAUUCUGAAAAGUUAAGGGAAUAUUAUCUGAGACCUUAUAAGUGCUUAGGAGUUGUGGAGUAAGCAGGUAUUUCCUUAUGCAUGUCAUUCUGCUUCUUGUCCUAUCAAAGUGUGGCCAGCAGAUGGUGCUACUGAUUUGAUUUAACAAGUACUCUGUCGUCAUUUUAUGAAUUAAC
This is a messenger RNA of Pseudoliparis swirei, 1255 nucleotides long. RefSeq names its product glutathione peroxidase 2 (gene gpx2). The record is from RefSeq and is a predicted model, not a curated record. NCBI's taxonomy places the organism in Eukaryota, Metazoa, Chordata, Actinopteri, Perciformes, Liparidae. The transcript has 2 exons. Gene Ontology annotation, biological process: response to oxidative stress. Gene Ontology annotation, molecular function: glutathione peroxidase activity.